AUGACGUGGGAGUCACCCGGUGGAGGGUACCGUAAUGAAAUAGACCACAUCAUCGUCAAUAAAAAGUUCUGCCUGACGGACGUCGCUGUUGUACCAAAGUUCUAUACGGAAUCGGACCAUCGCCUCCUCCGAGAAAGAUUUUCCUUCACAAGGAGAGCAGAGAAAGCCACCAAGUUCAGAGAGAGAAAUCUCAGGACUAUCAUCAACUGGGAUCUCUUCGCUACGCUAGCCGGCUUUCGGGAAGAUUCCGCAAUGGACGACAUCGAAGAGGAAUAUGACCGGCUUGUUGAACACCUUCACGACUGUGCGAAGAAGGCUGAGAGUUUUAAAACCACCAAGAGACGCCCGUCUCUUGAAACUCUGGAGCUGAUACGCCAGCGUGGAGCAGCACGAGCCGCACGGAACCAAGAACUCACGUCCGAGCUCGCAAGGCUUUGCAGAGAGGCGAUAAAGGAAAACCUUAAAGAAAGAAGAGCAGAAGUGUUGGCUGAAGCUGCAGAAACGGGGAAAAGCAUCCACUAUGCCCGUCGAGACUUCGCCAGUCGCAAGUUCUCUUGA
Molecule: messenger RNA, 558 nt
Organism: Necator americanus (New World hookworm)
Lineage: Eukaryota; Metazoa; Nematoda; Chromadorea; Rhabditida; Ancylostomatidae
Exons: 1
Coding region: 1-558 (185 amino acids)
Source: RefSeq, a predicted model, not a curated record